Messenger RNA from Gracilinanus agilis (Agile Gracile Mouse Opossum), 941 nucleotides. RefSeq lists its product as uncharacterized. Bases 1 to 780 code for a protein of 259 amino acids. The transcript has 5 exons. Lineage: Eukaryota; Metazoa; Chordata; Mammalia; Didelphimorphia; Didelphidae. The record is from RefSeq and is a predicted model, not a curated record.
AUGGCGGAGGAAGUGGGGAUCUUGGUGUGGAACCCAGCCGAGGACGUGGAGUCCCUGGCAAGCAUCCUUCAGUCCCUGGUGCAAGUGAUCAUGGGAGAGGUGGCCCACAAGGAUGCCCGCCUUCUGGCUGGCACAGCCCUGGGCAUGCUGGUGAACACCGCCCCCACCCCGGAGGUCGGGGCCCGGGCUCUCUUUGAGCUGCUGGACAUGCUCUACCCAGAUGGCGGGGAGGAGACGCUGGGGUGGCUCCAGGUGACGCUGCCCCCCAUGAACCCCGACGGGCUGGAGGACCUGGUGCUGAGCAGAGGCCUUCUCACUGCCUGCAGGAGGGACAUCCUGACCUUCAAGGCUCCUGGUUGGAUGGCCUGCCCACUGCUCAGUAACCUGAUGCCCUGCAUCGACUCCGACUGGAACGGGAAGAACGUGGACCAUCGUGCCUUCCUCCUCCAGGUUUUCUCCCUGUGGCUGCAGCGGGUACAAGAAAGUGCCCCGAGCAUCUGGAUUGGCCGACUGCUGAGCAGCGAUUCACUGAGGAUCCAGAUGCUGACCUACUUCAUCUGGAGCAACACAGAGAGCCCGGUAGGGAGCUCUCACCUUGCCACCUUCGGCUUCCUGGGCUCAGAGGGCCGGGCCGGGCAGUAUCCUCCUUACGUCUGUGAACAGCGACUGAGCCCUUUGUCUGGAGAAGGCCGACGGACCUUGGGCCACCCAGGAGGUGGCUCCGGGAAGAUGGGGCCGAAGAUCUUUGUAGACACUCCUUGGCGUGCUGCCAAGACCUGAUAUCUUGGGGUGGGCCCCCAGGACCUGGGUUCAGAUGUUAGCCCUCUAAGAUUAUGGUGGUCACUCCUCCAUCUGGGGUCAAUCCCUGUGUCUGUAAAAUGAGACCGGGGGAAGGUGAUGAGAGGGGUCUCCAAAGACCCUCGUGGGAUCAGGAGAUAAAG